UCUCUCGCGAUAUUCGUGGCCGAUCGAGCGCCUUGGUCAGUCAUUUGCUUCGCACGCGAAGCGUGUGGCAGACAUCGCAGACGAUGGCGUGCGAAGGAAAGGUGUACGUUCCCAGUGCGAGCGAUCCGGAAGGCGGAACAACGAACGGAAAGAUGAAACUCGAGGAGUGCAGGAUUGCCACCAUGGAGGUGCGAGCCCUGUCUCUGAGGGCCAAGCUGCGCAAGUUCGCCAAGGAGCAUUUCUUCCUGCUCUUCACGCUAGGCGGCGUCGUGGCCGGUGUGGUGCUGGGCCUCGGACUGCGACAGGCGAGCCCCAGCGAGUCCACCAUCAUGCUGCUCGGCAUGCCUGGCGAGGUGUUCAUGCGGUGCCUGCGCAUGCUCGUACUACCCAUGAUGAUCGCCAGCAUCAUCACAGGCAGCGCCAACCUGAGCGGUAAGGCUAAAGGCAAGAUGGCCCUGCUGACAUUCGCCAUUUUCAUCGGCACCAGCUUCGUGUCGGCACUCAUCGGGCUGUCGUUCGUCACCAUUAUCCAUCCCGGAAGCCCCGAGCUCAAGUCUGAGCUCGAUGCUGAGGACGAAGUAAAGGCCAGUGCACACCUGCUAGACACAUUUCUGGACCUCGUCAGAAAUGCGUUUCCCGAAAACCUCGUAGAGGCUUGCGUUGAGCAGGGUUAUACAUCGUAUGAGAAGAAAAAUGUUUCAAUAAGAGGAGAACCGGCGAAAGAAAUUUCGAAGAGGAACUGGUCAAGAAGAAACGGAACCAACUCCUUAGGCUUAAUCGUUUUCUGCGUCGUCUUCGGGGGCGCAUUAGGCACACUCGGCAAGCCAGUUGAAAUCUUGAAGCAGUUCUUCGCGGCACUGGACGUGGUCAUUAUGAAGCUCGUCUUCCUUGUCAUGUGGAUGACACCCGUGGGAGUGAUGAGCCUGCUGUGCGCACGCAUCCUCUCGGUGGGCAGCAUCGUGGCGUUGUUCCACCAGAUGGCGCUGCUAGUCGCCACCGUGCUGUCGGGUCUCGCCGUCGAACUCUUCGUGGUCGAGUGCCUACUGUAUUUCUUGGUGACGCGGAAGAACCCGUUCAAGUUUCUCGGCGAGCUCGCGUACGUGGGACUGUGCGCCUUCGUCACGGCCGCCAGUGCACCCGUGAUGCCGUUGACGCUCAAGUGCCUGGAAGAGAACUGUGGGCUCGACAAGCGCGUCACGAGGUUCGUGGUGCCGGUCGGCGUCACGGUCAACAUGAACGGCACUGCACUCUUCAUCACAGUCUGCAGCAUCUUCAUCGCGCAGCUCAACGACAUCGCCAUCUCGUCGGGAGACUACUUCGCUGUCCUAAUCACGGCGACAGCUGUGAGCGUAGCAGCGACAUCGGUUCCCAGCGCAGCUCUGUUCCUCAUGGUGAUGACGCUGUCUGUUAUCGGCGCACCGGUGAGCGACGUCAGCCUCCUGUUCACCGUCGAAUGGCUACUCGACCGCGCGCGGACGACCAACAACUGCUUGGGCGACUGCUUCACGAGCGCAUUGGUGGACCACAUAUGUUUCCGGAAAAAGCCUUGCGAGCUCAACGAGGUCGUCGUCGUCGUCGCCGCUGACGAGGGAGCGGCCGAGAAACUGCGAGACUCGACGCUGUGAUCGAAAUCCCGCUAUACUAUAUACGCUCGAAGAACGCUCACAACGAUUCUCAUUCGUACGCGGUGCUACGAAAAAAAAUAAUAAGCGUGCCGCAAUGCAACGAACUCGCACAUUGCAAGAUGUAGUACAUCAGUACCAACUUUAUGUAUCACAUUGCCAACGCGUUUUACCCGGUGUAUUUUAACGCCGAGAUCACGCAACCAACCACCCACCCCCCUCCUGCGCGUUCUGCCUUGCCCUCUCGCAACGCUAGCCUUAGUGACUCUCACUAUCGCACAUGUCUCCACGCUGGCUGAGCAUGACGCACUGAAAGUCAUUAUGAGGUCGCCGGCUAGAUUCCCAUCCGGUGCAGCUACGUUCUCAUGCUCUGAAUCAAUGCUAAAGCCUCAGCUUAUUUAUUCUCAAAGCAAUACGCGUUAGGAAACCGCAGGCGGUCAAGUAUAACUUCCGGCUCUCCUUUACAACUUCUCUCGUUGGUCGCGGUUUGCUUUGUGACGUGCAACAUAAUGAGUCAGUCAGUAAAGACAGAGCUUUUUACUCACUCUGUCUUCAAUCUGCGACUUAAUAAUGUGUGAUGUGGUUGUUGCGGCCAACCUACGUGACAACCUGUACGCAUGUUCACGUUCGCUGCUUCGCACUCCGUGCCAGUCAACUUUUGCCCGCCAAAACGGCAAUGCACACGCUCCCUGUUUUUGGUAAAGAAUAUGGGUAUAUACAAGGUCCCAAUGCAACGUGACCACCGGCCUUACUAUUCGCCCAUAAACGAGCAGCGAAAGCUAUGCAUAACCACACCCAUUCAGCCCUGGGUGGGUGAUUUCUUGA
This is a messenger RNA of Rhipicephalus sanguineus (brown dog tick), 2447 nucleotides long. Its product is annotated as excitatory amino acid transporter 2. Gene Ontology annotation, molecular function: neutral L-amino acid transmembrane transporter activity; L-glutamate transmembrane transporter activity; glutamate:sodium symporter activity. Gene Ontology annotation, cellular component: plasma membrane. NCBI's taxonomy places the organism in Eukaryota, Metazoa, Arthropoda, Arachnida, Ixodida, Ixodidae. The record is from RefSeq and is a predicted model, not a curated record. The transcript is spliced from 10 exons. Bases 84 to 1625 code for a protein of 513 amino acids. Gene Ontology annotation, biological process: L-glutamate transmembrane transport.